Messenger RNA from Chenopodium quinoa (quinoa), 438 nucleotides. RefSeq lists its product as uncharacterized. The record is from RefSeq and is a predicted model, not a curated record. The transcript has a single exon. NCBI's taxonomy places the organism in Eukaryota, Viridiplantae, Streptophyta, Magnoliopsida, Caryophyllales, Amaranthaceae. The coding region runs from base 1 to 438 and encodes 145 amino acids.
AUGCCUAACAAUUCCAAGUUUCUUAAGGAUAUUUUGAGUGGCAAGAGAAAGUGCAAUGUGAUUGAUUCAGUGAGUGUUGGGGAGUGUUCUAGUGCUCUCAUCCAUAAUGAUCCUCCCCCAAAGAUGAAAUAUCCGAGGAAUGUUUCCAUCCCUUGCAAUAUCAAUGGCAAUUUGCUCCAAAAUGCUCUUUGUGAUCUAGGUGCUAGUGUUAGCAUCAUGCCAUACUCCGUUUUUAAGAAGCUUAAACUAGGAGAGCUACUCCCUACCAAACUGACUCUUCAAUUGGCCGAUCAUUCCAUUAAGUUUCACAAGGGUAGGAUUGAGGAUGUUCCCCUCAAGAUAGGAGAGUUCACUAUCCCCGUUGAUUUCAUCGUUCUUGAGAUUGCGGAAGAUGACAAUGUACCUAUCAUCCUAGGGAGACCAUUCUUAGCCACUUAG